Pyricularia oryzae 70-15 is the source of this 1387-nucleotide messenger RNA. RefSeq names its product necrosis and ethylene inducing peptide. The transcript has a single exon. Lineage: Eukaryota; Fungi; Ascomycota; Sordariomycetes; Magnaporthales; Pyriculariaceae. The record is from RefSeq and is a predicted model, not a curated record. The coding region runs from base 307 to 1050 and encodes 247 amino acids.
GCCGGUACUACGGACGCAACUCGGGAAAUGGUACAGUAUCAUGGGUUGGAUUGCUAUGUUUUUGGUCGGCGGCCUACCGAGAACUUUGGAAGUUUGGAUUAGUUAUUUAAAUCGACGGAAUCGCCACCCGGAGUGGUUCAUCUCAGAGGUCUUGUUCCUCACCCUCGUCGCCCGGACAAGAGCAUCUUGCAUACCUUUUAAUAAACAUUUCCCCCAACUCUUCCACCACACUCGUUCAUUAAAUUAUAAUUCAUCCACGGAUCUUUGGAACCUACACAAUCUCCCACACCCAUCACAAAAUUCACAAUGAAGUCAUUCGCCACCAUAAUCCUCGCCCUCGCCAACCUGGCAGUGGGUUUCCCCGUCGAGAGCGACGGCACCAACGCGUCGAGCCGGCACGCGCUCGAUCGGCGCGCCAUCGUCAACCACGACAGCCUCUCGCCGGACCCGCAGACGGUGCAGGGCGGAGCGAUCGGGGCGGCCAUCGCGCGCUUCAGCCCCAAGAUCCGCAUCGCCAGCGGCUGCGAGCCGUACACGGCGGUGGACGACCAGGGCAACAUCAGCGGGGGGCUCAAGCCCGGCGGCGGCGAGAGGUCCAACUGCGGCGACCCCUACCGCGGGCAGACGUACGCGCGCGCGGGCACGGUGCAGGGCAAGUUGUGCAUCAUGUACUCGUGGUACAUGCCCAAGGACCAGCCGAGGAGCGACACCAUCGGCGCGCACCGGCACGACUGGGAGAACAUCGUCGUCUGCACCGACCCCACCAUGACUACCCUCACCAACGGCGCCGCCUCGGGCCACGGCAAGUACAAAAAGACGACCAGCGUCCCCACCGACGGCACCAACGUCCUGUGCGAGUACUUUACCAACUUCCCCACCAACCACGAGCUGCAGUUCACCGGCGACACCAGGGGCUACACCAAGCCCAUCAUGGACUGGGACGCCAUGCCCGCCGCCAUGAGGUCCGCCCUGCAGAACGCCGACUUUGGCGCCGCCACCGUCCCCUUCAAGGACGGAACCUUUAUGGACAACCUCAACAACGCCCAAUAGUGGGUGGUUAUGUGGUUAUGUGUUUUAUGUUUUUUUUUCUUGUAUAUUCUUUCUUUUUCUUUUUACCUUUUUACCUUUUCACCUUGGGAGUGUCUGCCGUCUGGUAGGAAGAGUUGUUCAACGUUCUUUUAUGGUUGCAUUGGUUUUAUUUCAUUUGUACAUUUUCUUUUCUUAUACCCUUGAAUCUUUUUUUAAUCAUCUACUGCAGACCAGCAAAUGCAUAUAGGACGAAUAUAAGGGGGAUGUCUUUCUUAUACUGGUGGUGCGAUUCUGUGACUUGACUUAACUACACUGGCCGAGCCCCGAUUUGAACUCAUACCAAGAUAAAAACAACACG